AUGUCUCGAGAUAUGCUUAGCAAAUUCAACAAACUCUCUUUGAUGAGCGGAAAUGAGAGAACUCACGUUAACCAACAAUUACAUCGACAAUCUUCCAAGUAUCCCAAACAUAGUCCCAAUAUGCUUCAAGUUGUGUCGGAUAUGUCAAAUGGUGGAAAAAUAGAUUACUGCACCAACGAAAAAGGAAAUAUAUAUAUGAGUGUCAAAUAUGAUCGAAAUUCGAUAAUACAUUAUGCUUAUUCUCCUUUCUCUGCUUUACCGCCAGCGGAAAUGAAACACAUAUCUGAUGAUAUGCCUGAGAUCAUAACUGAUUUUCCUGUUCUGCAUGGAGUUGAUUGUCGUAAUGCUUCUCCUCCUUACUAA
Auanema sp. JU1783 is the source of this 363-nucleotide messenger RNA. NCBI's taxonomy places the organism in Eukaryota, Metazoa, Nematoda, Chromadorea, Rhabditida, Rhabditidae. The record is from the annotation of a GenBank genome assembly.